Linum trigynum is the source of this 261-nucleotide messenger RNA. The record is from the annotation of a GenBank genome assembly. NCBI's taxonomy places the organism in Eukaryota, Viridiplantae, Streptophyta, Magnoliopsida, Malpighiales, Linaceae.
AUGGGGGACGCACUCGUCACAGUGCGAGACCUGUCCGGCGUCGCGAGCAGCGCCGAGGAAUCCAGGUCGGGUGUGCUGGUAUGGCCGGGAUCGGCAAAGACAGUGGGCCGGGACGGCCCAAGAGGCCUAGAAGGCAGAUCCGGGCGAGUGGGGGAAGACACCGCUACUGAUCCAGGUAGUGGCCCAGCCGAGGGAGGAGCAGGCAGACGCGUAUGUUGGCGUCCAGCUUCGAGGAGUUCGUCAUCACUGUCUGCAGUAUAA